UUCCCACUGCAACAUACAUAAAGCGAACUCAAAGCAAAACCCUAGUUGAGCGUUGCAGGCGAAGGAGGAGAAGAUGACGACCGUUCCAGGGCAACUCGUGUGGGAGAUCGUGAAGAAGAACAACUCUUUCUUGGUCAAAGAGUUCGGAAGGGGCACUCAGAGCGUUGAAUUCAGCAGAGAGAGCAACAAUCUCUUCAAUCUCAACUCCUUCAAACACUCUGGUUUGGCGAACAAGAAGACUGUUACCAUUCAGCCCUCGGGUAAAGAUCAGUCUGUGUUGUUGGCCACAACCAAGACAAAGAAACAAAACAAGCCUGCUGCUUUGCUCCACAAAUCAGUCAUGAAGAAGGAGUUCUCCAAGAUGGCAAAGGCUGUCGAAAAUCAGAUCGCCAAUAAUUACUACAGGCCUGAUCUCAAGAAGGCAGCUCUUGCAAGGUUGAGCGUCGUUCAUAGAAGCCUCAGAGUUGCUAAGUCUGGUGUCAAGAAGAGGAAUAGGCAGGCUUUGAAGGUCCGCGGCAGGCAGUGAGAGUGAUCUCAAGAAUCAUUGAUUUUGUCCCUUCGUUUUGUUUUUCUACUUUCUUGAACUUGAUCCUAGAUUCCAGUGUUUUUUUGAAAUGCAAUUAUUUACUUGGUAUUCAACAUAAGACUAGACCUAUAGCAUGAUAUAGCUUUCAACUUGGUUGAUUUCUCUACUGUUUUAUGGUCGAUGAUAUAUAUUCAACUGAUUAUGAGAA
Lotus japonicus is the source of this 734-nucleotide messenger RNA. RefSeq names its product 60S ribosomal protein L28-2-like. Gene Ontology annotation, molecular function: structural constituent of ribosome. Gene Ontology annotation, biological process: translation. The record is from RefSeq and is a predicted model, not a curated record. NCBI's taxonomy places the organism in Eukaryota, Viridiplantae, Streptophyta, Magnoliopsida, Fabales, Fabaceae. The coding region runs from base 74 to 526 and encodes 150 amino acids. The transcript has 3 exons. Gene Ontology annotation, cellular component: cytosolic large ribosomal subunit; ribosome.